Molecule: messenger RNA, 1662 nt
Organism: Oncorhynchus gorbuscha (pink salmon)
Lineage: Eukaryota; Metazoa; Chordata; Actinopteri; Salmoniformes; Salmonidae
Product: TLC domain-containing protein 1-like
Exons: 4
Coding region: 397-1170 (257 amino acids)
Biological process (GO): plasma membrane organization; phospholipid homeostasis; membrane assembly
Cellular component (GO): plasma membrane
Source: RefSeq, a predicted model, not a curated record
CCACUCCCCCUUCCCUCUAGUCACAGUCAGACACGAACAGACUGGUUGAGUGGCAACACACUACGAGAGGGAACAAAUCUGUGGAAUUGGAAUGAGCUGUUUAAGGGAGCCCUAGCUUGCCUCCCUCUGAGCCUAGGAAGUGUGAAACGUGAGACAAGCUGCACCUAUUCUCUGUGAGUAGUUCUGAAAGCACAAGGGGGAAAUACCAUAUCUAGAACAUUGACUCCCUUCAAACACCUGGAGCUGUAACUGUCCUGAGGAGAAAUCUCCCCUCACACGUACUUGCCAACGGACCGUGGAGGUGUGAGAAGAGCCGUGGCGAUAAGCAGCUGACGUGAAACAGACAAAGAACAAGGAAGAAGAGAGUAAAAAGAGAGAGAGGGGUAGGAGAAGAAAAUGGAGGCCUUGCUUCCUGUGUUGCAGCGGCACCCUGGACUGUCUGUGUUGGUGUGCGCUCUGAUGUUCCGGGUGGCCCACCGACUACUACAGAACCUGCCUGUUCCCAAAGUGGUGGCGGUGGAUGACUUCCGCUCCUGGAAGUGGAGGAACCUCUCGGUCUCUAUGGUCCACUCCCUCCUGACAGGGACUUGGGCUGUGACCUGUGUAUUUAUCUGGCCUGAGAUGGCAACCAACAUUCACUCCUUCUACACGGCCCCAGCCUACAUACUCAUCUGCAUCUCAUCAGGAUACUUUGUUCAGGAUGCAGGUGACAUCAUCCUAACUGGACACGCAAGAGGAUCCUGGGAGUUCUUAAUUCAUCAUGUCCUGGUGCUCUGGUGCUUCCUUUAUUCUCUGUACUCGCACCUCUACGUGGCCGGUGCUGUGGUGGCUCUCUUUGUGGAGGUUAACAGUGUCACCCUGCAUUUGAGGCUAAUGCUGAAGCUAGCAUCACAGCAGGCGUCCCCUCUGUACCAAAUCAACAAGUUCCUCAACGUCUUCACAUAUGUCGUCUUCCGCCUCAGCGCACAGUUCUACCUCACGUAUUACAUUGUCCAGAACUACUCCUGGAUGGACAAAGGAGGCUACUUCCUCAUUACCAUGACCCUCAUGAACACCAUGAUCCUGAUCUACUUUUAUCGUCUUCUCCGUGCCGACUUCUUCCCCCGGAGCAGGCCUAGCAUGGCGCUAAAUGGCACCCAUAACAACAUCAAAAAGUUCCUCACUGAAUGACACUGAGAGCGACAUGGCUGUAAACUGGUGGUUGUGUUUGCCUUUUGUUUUGUUCGCUUACUGAUAUCAUUCCUCAUCAAGACGUCUCAUCUGGUUGCAUUGUCAAGCUGUCUUCACAACAACCAUAACAGAGCUCUGUCUCUCAACAGCUCGUGUUGUAGUGAGAGGCAGCCAGGAAAGGAUGGGGACAGUGGUACAUUCCCUAUAGUGAUGCUUCUCUACUGAUGAUUAUGCCCACUGUGGCUAAAGAUCUCUCACAGACACCCAAACAGGGCAGCAUAGAGUUAGACUGGUCCAUUCACACUGUCUGGGAGAAUCCUACUAACUUACCUCCAGGAUACUGUGCCACUUUUGCUUCUGAUCAUGGCUAAUACAUUCUUAUAUUUUAAAUAAAUGUAUGUGAUUCAUGUGGAAUGCUCUUUAAAAGAAAAAAAUACUUAUAUAUUUAACAUAAUUUUGUGAAUAAAUACAGUAGAGAAACAAACUGCCAAA